Cantharellus anzutake is the source of this 858-nucleotide messenger RNA. RefSeq lists its product as uncharacterized. Bases 1 to 858 code for a protein of 285 amino acids. Lineage: Eukaryota; Fungi; Basidiomycota; Agaricomycetes; Cantharellales; Hydnaceae. Gene Ontology annotation, cellular component: cytoplasm. The transcript has 8 exons. The record is from RefSeq and is a predicted model, not a curated record. Gene Ontology annotation, biological process: protein import into nucleus.
AUGAGUGCCAACCUGGUGUUGAGGGUGAAAAGGAAGCGUAAUGAUGAACCGCUCGAUGCUCUUGUUGUCGACUUGCGCCGAAAGAAACAACGCGAGGCCAACGCUGGCAUCUUCAAGUAUUUGGAGACGGUGCAGGGAGAUGAGGAAUUUUUAGACGUUGAAAAAAGGCGAAGCUUGGAGACUCGUGUUGCUUCAUACUCGACAAACCCGAACACAUCAAGCGCAUGUGCGAACCAUUCCAUAUCCUCCGUCAAAUUGUUAUCUGGGACCGCCAAGAACCGCGUUACCACUCCUAGAUUCACAAUAAGAAAAAGCACGGUACCUGAUGUGGAUGAGUUUGCGCAGACAGGAUCCAGUAUUCGGGAAAUUUCACGAGAUGCCGUUGGUUUUCGCGAUGCGAUUCCUCACGGCGCCACACUGCGCAGCAGCGGCGUGGCUCCAUCAUCCACAACUGGCGAUUUUCGUGAUUCCGUUUCAGGUUUUGAGAUGGAGCAGUUCAACCGCAUGGUCCAAGAAUACCUAACAGGCUCGUUGAAUGCUUUGUUAUGUCCUUGGCGGGUGGUGACAUCUUCUGAAAUUGAAGACGAAUACGUAUAUGAUCUAUUCCUUCUCCAAAGACAGAGCUCAACAGAGCGAAUGGAUUUAGACUCCACCAAUGUUGGCCUGGUUUUUUUGCAACCCGAAGAUGAAAUCGAAUUCAUAAGUUCCUCUGACGAUGAAACCGAGCCAUAUGAAGAUGAUGUCGACUCAAACGCCGAAGAUAACCCACUCAAUGAUUAUCCAGACGAAUCCGGGGGUUCAGACGCAAGUGUGGAUGUCUUUGGUGACGGCGAUUACGACAGCGAAUAUGACUUUUGA